Paramecium pentaurelia is the source of this 1785-nucleotide messenger RNA. Lineage: Eukaryota; Ciliophora; Oligohymenophorea; Peniculida; Parameciidae. The record is from the annotation of a GenBank genome assembly.
AUGAGACAAUCUCAAUCAAUAUUCUCCAAAUGCACUAAGAAUAUGAGGCUUAGAAAUUAAUUGAUUUUAAUAGCUUCUGUCUAAGCAUUCAUAAUUAUGUCUUAUGUUUUGGCAUAAAAUAUGAUUCAUCUUUCUCUACUAAAUGUAUACUUUUCAGACACUUCCAACAAUUUGUAUAAGGAAAGUUCAAAUAGGAUUCAAUCAAAUAUAAUAAAAUUAUAUAGAAGCUACUUUGAUAAAGUCUUCUAUCUAAGUAAUCAUAUAUAUAAUUAGAUGGUAAUACCUUAAUCUCAUUUCACAGAUUGUAUCACUAUACUAAAAAUUAAGUUGUCUUAUAAAAUAACUUCACAAUAAAUGAAUAAUUUUAAAUGCCUUAUGGUGGUAUCAAUCCAAUUCCAGAUCCACUUAGAAUAAUUAAAGGAUAUGGCAACUUUGAUAUUUCAUAUUGUUUAAUGUGUUAUUCUAACUUAAGUUCAUACAGUCAACCAAAAACUAUAGAUGAAUUGGUUGGAAUAAAAAUGUAAGAAUAAGUGCAAGCUUACGGUUAACUUUUAUACCAAGGAAAGGAUAUCAACCAAUAUUUUUUUUAUUCUUACAUUCCAAAGGAAAAAAUAACUUCUAUUUAUCCUUGUUUAAAUAGACAAUAAGGAAUUUAUAGUUACAAACCUGAAUAACGAGAUUGGUAUAUUGAGUUGUAAAGGAAUUAUGAUUAAACACAAAAUUAUGAAAAUUACAAUUAUACUUUUACAAAUCCUUUUAUGUGUAUAUAAGUUAAUCAUAUUAUUUAGUAUUUACGGAAAAAAAAAUAGGUUUAUCAAUGGCAAUGCCAAUUGUAGAUGAAUAAACUAAAUUAAUAGGUGGAGUUGGUUCUAUAUUUUUGGGAAAUGAAUUUGUUUAAGAAGUUGGACAGAGUAAAUUUGGAUUUUAAAUUAUAUAUCUAAUAUCAAAUGAAGGAAUUAUGAUUAUGCAUCCCUAUAAAGUGUCUAAUGAAUAUCUACCAUUAUAUAUAUUUAAUUAGACAAUUACUGGAUUCAAUUAGACAGAUUGGGAAGAGAUAAAGAAACAUAACGGAUCUUCAUCUUGCCCAAAUUUUGAAUUAUACAAUUCUACUCUUUAAUGUAGAUAUAAUUCUGUUUAUAAUUAAGAAAUGAUUAUUGGUAUUUAAGAAAUAGCUGAAUUUAAGAUGAUUUUAAUAAUGUAAAAUAAAUUAAAAAAGUUAGGUUGUUAAGUAGUCAAGAAUACAUAGAGUUCUAUUAUAAGUUUGAAUAGAAAUUAUCAGAAAGCUUGCAAGAAACAUUAUCUUUAAAUAUAACUACAUUAUUAGGAUUGUUGAUAAUAGUGUGCAUUUGCAUUUAUAUUCUAAUUCAGAUUCUCUUCUAUCCAAUUUAUGUAAUAUAAGAAUAUGCAAAAAAUAUGAUUUCAUAAAAAAAGAAAAAGGAAAAAACUAUACCAAUAUUUAUUUAAAGAUUUAUGAGUAAUUAAGUUCGUUAAUUGCUUCAAUCAUUUAAAUUUAUCGAAAAUAAAUUAUAAUUGUUGUCUUUUCGAAAGACAGAGUAAUGUACUUAUUUUGAGAGUAUUUAAUUUCCUUAAAAGAGUAUAUCAUUUAAAAUUCAUCUACAACAAUAUUAGAAUUUCCUUAAGAUUCAUAAUAUAAAAAAAGUAAAACUAUUGAAAAUGCAAAAGGAUCAAAAUUUUAAUUAAUACAAUUCCCAAAUGUAACAUAAUUUCUAUUUAAAAUAAAUUCUAUAGUUAGUUAAAAAGGCUAAUUUGUAUCAAACUUCAUGA